AUGGAAGGGAUUUUCUUUCAGUCCUUACAUGGGAUGCCAAUUGCGCGACUGAUCUCAUUGCUAAUAAUAGUUUUAGAGCUAGUGCUUGUAUUACCAAUUAGCACAUCAUCAACAACAGCAGCAGCACAUGAUCAUCAAGCGCUCCUGCCUCAGGCCUUGCUUGGCUGCUCUGACCGCUGUGGUAAUCUCACAAUUCCAUAUCCAUUUGGCAUGGCUCCAGGUUGCUACCGCGGCCCUGAGUUCUUCAUCAACUGUACUACUACUCACGACGACGAAAACCCGGUACCAUAUUUGACAAAGAGAUCAGGCAGUGCUUAUGAUCUCAUUCAGCUCCGCGUCACUAACAUCUCUCUUGAGGAGGGUGAUAUGCAUGUUUUGCAGCCUGUCACUCGAUCUUGCGGUGAAGAUCAGAAUGACACUGACGGUGUGCUCCUCCUGCCCCCUCCUUUCACCUUCUCUGAAGACAAAAACUAUUUAUUCGCCGUUGGAUGUGGCAUUAUUGCAGUAUUUCAAGGUUCCCGUCCAAGCCAAGGCCUAGAUGGAAACACGACCUUGCCCCAUAUAUAUCGCUAUUGCGUCACCUAUUGUGACGACAAUUCUGAUGGAAAUAACACUGACCCAGUAAUUAACGACGACUCUUGCUCUGGCUUUGCCUGUUCCCUAGCUCAACUCCCUGGUGGAGUGCAAAAUCUUACGGUGAUGUUGACUCCCAUUAGUAAUAUUAGUCGAACUCGACAUAGAAAAUGGUACGCUAAGUACCCGUGCAGGUACGUCUUUCUUGUGGAACAAAGCAAGUUCACAUUCUCCCCCGGAACAAGUUUUGAGCAACUCAACAACACAAGCCACCUUCCAGUGGUUGUCAAUUGGGAAAUUGGGGGUCAUGGGACAUGUGAUGCUGCUCGAAAGAGCAAGAAGGACUUUGCUUGCAAGGGAAAUAGCAAGUGUGUGGAUUGGCUUAAUGAUAACAUCCAUGGCUCUACAGGUUACAUUUGCAAGUGCAAGAAAGGUUACCAAGGGAACCCAUACCAUCCAGAUGGCUGCCAAGAUAUUGAUGAGUGCAAGUCAAAUCCCUGCCCUGUCGGAAAGUGCGUAAAUACACCUGGGAGUCACUCUUGUUUAUGUCCCAAUGGCACCAAAGAAAGAAGUUGCAAAGAGAAAUCAAAGACCCUUCUCAUGGUUAUGGGUAUCAGUCUAAUCUUGGUUUUACUUGUUGGAAGUUCAAGUUACAUAUGUUGGGGAAUGAAGCAACGAAAGUACAUCAGACUCAAGGAAAAGUACUUUCGAGAAAAUGGCGGUUUGUUGUUACAGCAACAGCUUGCUCAUCAUGGAGGUGAGGCAACCAGAAUCUUUACUGCAGUGGAACUUGAAAAGGCUACAAACAAUUACCAUGAUAGUAGAGUCCUUGGCAGAGGAGCUUAUGGAGUAGUUUACAAAGGAAUAUUACCAGAUAACAGAACCGUUGCCAUAAAAAAGUCGAAAGUUGCUGCCCCAACUCAGAGUGAGCAGUUUGCUAAUGAGUUGACUGUUCUUUCUCAAAUCAAUCAUAAAAAUGUGGUGAGGCUAUUAGGCUGUUGUUUAGAGGCAGAAGUGCCUUCACUAGUUUACGAGUUCAUCACCAAUGACACUCUUUUUGAGCACCUUCAUGGUAAACAAAAGAAAGGAUCAUCGUUUGUAUGGGAAUUACGUUUGAAGAUCGCAGCGGAAACUGCUGGAGCACUAGCAUACUUGCACUCCUCCACUUUCAUGCAAAUCAUACACAGAGAUGUGAAAGCUAUGAACAUACUAUUAGAUGAUAAUUAUACAGCAAAAGUGUCAGACUUUGGAGCUUCUGUAUUGAUUCCUCUAGAUCAAACUCAAAUAAAAACUUUGGUGCAAGGGACAUUCGGAUACUUAGACCCCGAAUAUCUUCAUUCAAACCAACUAACAGAAAAGAGCGAUGUUUAUAGCUUUGGAGUUGUCCUAGCAGAGCUACUGACAAGCAAAGUGGCAUUUUCUUAUGAUAGGCCCGAGGAAGAGAGAAGUCUAGCAAGACUUUUUGCUUGUGCAAUGGAAGAAGAGCGCUUAGAUCAUAUUCUUGAUGGUGACAUUGUCAAUGAAGGAAAUAUUGAGACAGUAAGAAAUGUGGCUCAUCUCGCGAAAAAGUGUUUAAUGUUAAAAGGGGAGGAAAGACCUACAAUGAAAGAAGUAGCUAUAGAGCUAGAGGGAAUUAUGAGAACUUUGGCAAACCACCAUCCACGGGGAAACAAUGUUCAAUUGCAUCCUGAAGACCAGACUUCGAAUUUUCUGGGGUCACCUUCAAAUGCUUCUGUUGCUGAAUUUAGAAGUGAUUGUGUUUCUAGUGAUCAUACUUUUUGUUGUCAAACGAAUUCGAAGUCGUAUUCAACCAUUUAA
Molecule: messenger RNA, 2391 nt
Organism: Prunus armeniaca (apricot)
Lineage: Eukaryota; Viridiplantae; Streptophyta; Magnoliopsida; Rosales; Rosaceae
Source: the annotation of a GenBank genome assembly